AGGCGCGGCGGGCGCGGCGGGGCAGUGCGGCGGCGCGCGCGGCGGCUGUUCCGGCGGAGGGAGCGGCGCGGAGCGGAGCGGCCCCGGGCCCGGCCCCGCCGCCUCAGGUAACCCUGCCCGCCCCGCUCCCGCUCUCUCCGUCCCUUCGCAGGCAGGACGCGGAGCCGCCCCCCUCCCCCCCCCACCGCCGCCGCCGCCGCCGCCCCGCCUCAGCCCGCAUCCAUGAGCUGAGGCGCCGGGGCGGGAGCCAAGGCGAGGAGCCGGGCGGAGCCGCCGCCUCGGGCCCGGCGGAGAAGCGGAGCGCGGCGCGGCGCCUGUUCCCGGGCCGCAGCGCCCUGCCAGGCCGCCCCGCACCCCCGCCCCGCUCCUUCCGCAGCCGCCCCAUGCGCGGCCGGCGCUGAGCCCCGCCUGCCCCGCCCGGCCCGGCCCUGCCCGGCCCUGCCCCGCGCCUCUCGGGCCCCAGGCGGGCUGCGCGGGUGGGUCGCCGCUGCCCCCACACCCCCCCCGGCCCCCGCGCCCCUUGGAUGCCGCCGAGAUGGGCAAGGUGCUGUCCAAGAUCUUCGGGAACAAGGAGAUGCGGAUCCUGAUGCUGGGUCUGGACGCGGCCGGUAAAACCACCAUCCUGUACAAACUGAAGCUGGGCCAGUCCGUUACCACCAUCCCCACCGUGGGCUUCAACGUGGAGACGGUUACUUACAAAAACGUCAAGUUCAACGUGUGGGAUGUGGGGGGCCAGGACAAGAUCCGCCCCCUCUGGAGGCACUACUACACGGGCACGCAGGGGCUGAUCUUUGUGGUGGACUGCGCCGAUCGCGACCGCAUCGACGAGGCCCGCCAGGAGCUGCACCGCAUCAUCAACGACCGGGAGAUGCGGGACGCCAUCAUCCUCAUCUUCGCCAACAAGCAGGACCUGCCCGAUGCCAUGAAACCCCACGAGAUCCAGGAGAAACUGGGCCUGACCCGAAUCAGGGAUAGGAAUUGGUACGUGCAGCCCUCCUGUGCUACUACAGGGGAUGGACUCUAUGAAGGGCUGACAUGGUUAACAUCCAACUAUAAAUCCUAAUGAGAGAAUUAACUAUUUAGUCUACAAAGAAUUAAAGAAAAAAAAAAAUAAAACCACACAAAAAAAAAAAUAUACCCACAUGGCUUCCCGGAAGAAUGAUUCUCUACUGAAAAGUGAAACAAAGGCAUCCAUAGGAUUAUGAUCACCUUUCUCCAUUUGCCACCCUUUCCUUCUGCACACUUGACUGGAUUCCUGUUCUAACUCUCCUUGCUUGGCGUUAGGAUGCUCUAACCUCCCAGUGUGACACGAACACAAGCACUAGAUGCUCUGGCAGACUCGCAGCCUUCCAGACUUCCAGCAAACAGGGGAAAGACACAUUGUAGACUUGCUAAGUAACUUCUUUUUAUUUCCUUUUUGUUUUGUUGGGUUUGUUGUUUUUUUUCUUCUUCUUCUCUUGAUAGCCCUUAAGAUGGUUUGAUUGUUUCAGGGGAUGGUUGGGGGAGGGGUACCAUUUUCAGUGUAUGCUUUCUGGUUCUCCUUUUUUUUUAUUAUUAUAUUAUUAUUUUUUUUCCUUCUCUCACUUGCUGUAGAUUGCUACUUUUUUGCAUUCACCCAGAAUAUGUUGCUAGGUCUGUUUCAUCUAGUAAACUGAAAAUGAUUGCUUAAAAUCAAACUGCAGUCUGUCUUUUUAUAUUAAGGACUUUUUUUUUUUUUUUUGCUUGUUUUUUUGUUCGGUUGGUUUGUUGUUUGGUUGGUUGGUGUUUGUUUUUUUUUCAAGUUCUGUUAAUCUGUAACUAAACAGUGACUCUCAGCUUGUCUUCAUAUCUCAGACUAACACCCAGACGAGCCCCUGCCUGCAGUGGCAGGUCUGAGGACACCAUUGUGACAUGUUCAAAGUGCAUCUCAGGCACAAAGUGCUCGCUCAGUCAUGUAAGAACUGCUUUGAAAUGUCAGCUGUGAAGUUCUGAACCAUCCAUCCUGCAUGAGAAGGGAUGCAAAGAAGUUCCCCAUAACUACAUAGCAACCAUAUAGCAAACUUAAGACAUGAAUGAUGUCAGAGUUCCAGGGGAGAUGCUGUUCAGUUGUUUGUUUUUUUUUUUAUCUUGCAUUGCAAACUUGAAAGGUGUUCAGCUGCAGUUCUUAAUACUCAUGUCAAUCCAAGAUCAUUUCCUUCCAGAAGAUGCAGCAAUAACAUGGAAGUGUUGCAACAAGUUUUACUUUAAAUCAUAGAUGUUUAGGUGAAAAAAACCUAGCACUGCCUUGGGAUCAAGACAAACUGCUUUCAUCUCAAGGCAGCUGAGGACAUUUAUAUAUUAAAGUAUUUUUUCAUUCUUUCCAACAUCCGUGUCACGGAGACAGAAAGUUUAUUACUUUGCUUUUCCAUGUUGUAGAGUUCCCAAGUUCUGUGCAGAGCUGCACCUGAGCUGGAUGGCUCCAGCAGCUCAGUGAGGGCCAUUUUGAGGAAAUCCCUCCCUGCUUUAGUUCCCAAGACUCCACUGAACCCUGCAAGUCGUUGCAGCCUUGUCUGGGUAGCCGGGUGUGUUGCUGUGUCCUGUGGGAAGGGAACUGUGUUGGAUGUUGGGAGCCCAUUGAGUGGCUACUAAUGAGAGCAGGGAGGAGAGAGAGAGAGAGAGAGUACACGACUAUGAAUGUAAACUUCCAUAAUUAGUUCUUAAAGGGCAAGCAGCUCAUUUGCCACAUCACAGUUUUGCAGAUGUGACUGGCAAAAAGAAACACCCCCACCCAGGGCAUGUCUUAGUGUAAAAACUUCAUCAGUGUCCGUGCUGGGUGCAAAAAAAAAAGUCAAAGCAGCUGGUUCUUAUUCAGCCUUAAGGAUUAACUUCAGAUUUCCUCAAGGAGUUAAACUCAAUUGGGGAAUUCUAGGAAUGUAUGCUACAAAACCAGAAGAAAAUGGCUUUUUUUUUGUUUUCUCCCCCUUUUUAUAUUUUGUUUUCCCAUGGAGAUGAGUUUCACAGGACAUUGGGGGCAUUACACUACAUGUCUACAGUGUUGACUCUGCUGCCUACAUUGUGUAUGGAGCUCUUACCAAAGAUGUGUGGGAAAGAUUAAAAUGCUGAAUUCACUGCUGGAAUUGAAUGCUUGGGACCACUUUAAAAGUUCCUUUAGAAUAUGGUUCCUUUAGAACAUGGUUCCAAACGACUUGAUGUGGGUGGCAAACGGGACUGGAUGGGUUCUUGAUGCUAGAAGAUAGAGCAUUGAUGGACAAGGAACCUUCCUGAGUUAAAGAGAGUCUGCAGAAGCUUAAUGUAGAACAACUCUGACAUCUCAGCUCUAAAGAAGAGGAGGUGAGGUUGGUUUUGUUUGGGGUUUUUUUUUCUUGUCACUCAAGGCUUUUUGCCACUGGAAUGUCAUUGCUCUAUUUUCUAGCUUUUUUUUUGGUUGUUUUUUUAAUUUUUCUUCUCUGUUGAUGUAACUUAACCAAUAGUGUGGUGGUAUAAAGACUAAAAAUACAAGAAUAUGGUUACUGUUUUCUUCUGGAGCAUAAAUAAAAUAGCCAAGCACAAGUAAAUGCCUAAACUGGAAAACUUGAAGCUCUGUUAAUGGUUCUUGAACUUUCUUAAAUCUAUUCUCACUCAACAUGAAAACUUCAACAACUUCAUGUUUCAUCUUAAGUUGAUUUGCUGUGUUUCCAAGUGCUGGGGCAGACUUUGCUAGACCUUGAGUUGAAUUCACAAUUUUGUAUUUGCGUAGUAACUUUGUUAUUCUGUUUUUGUAGGUGAAAGGAAACUGAUUAUGCUUCUGAAUUGAUUUUAGUGGGGUUUUUUUAAUGUCUGAUUAUUUUUUUUUUGGGGGGGGGGGGGGAAGAGGAGAAAAAAAUACUGCAACAUGUGGCAGAGACAUCAAAAAUAAAUGGCCAUUUCUGCCAAACACAAGAGAGAAGGUUUCACUUUCCACAUGUCCUUUAUAGGUUGUAGCUGAACCUCAGCACAGACUCGUGGCUCUCAGGCAGUAAAAGUAGCCCGUCAGGAUCAAGUGUAAGAAUUCCUAUGAUUUACAAACAAAUCUGGAGGUUUUGAUUUUAUUUUCUUUUUUAAGUGCAUCGAUUUUGUGUUCAUGUGAAUUCCUGGAGUAAGUUUGGAAUGGCGUUCAUGGUGUCUGAUAAGUGAAUGAGUUUGUAGACUGUGAUCUCCCUGACUAAAGUAAACAGGAAUUUUGUGUUCUCAAUAUGGCUGUAGUGUUGGUAAAGAACUAAUAAGCAGAAAAUAAAGCAAUUAUACAGCGGA
Molecule: messenger RNA, 4248 nt
Organism: Apus apus (common swift)
Lineage: Eukaryota; Metazoa; Chordata; Aves; Apodiformes; Apodidae
Gene: ARF6
Product: ADP ribosylation factor 6
Exons: 1
Coding region: 536-1063 (175 amino acids)
Biological process (GO): vesicle-mediated transport; intracellular protein transport
Cellular component (GO): cytoplasm
Molecular function (GO): GTP binding; GTPase activity
Source: RefSeq, a predicted model, not a curated record